Messenger RNA from Gambusia affinis (western mosquitofish), 3520 nucleotides. RefSeq names its product tumor necrosis factor receptor superfamily member 5. NCBI's taxonomy places the organism in Eukaryota, Metazoa, Chordata, Actinopteri, Cyprinodontiformes, Poeciliidae. Gene Ontology annotation, molecular function: transmembrane signaling receptor activity; antigen binding; CD154 receptor binding. The coding region runs from base 458 to 1381 and encodes 307 amino acids. Gene Ontology annotation, cellular component: membrane; CD40 receptor complex; external side of plasma membrane. The record is from RefSeq and is a predicted model, not a curated record. The transcript is spliced from 8 exons. Gene Ontology annotation, biological process: apoptotic process; positive regulation of blood vessel endothelial cell migration; cellular response to tumor necrosis factor.
UCUCCGCUGCGCUCCAGCUCUGCUUUGUUGAUAGCAAUAGAGACAAAGCAAAAAAGAAACGAGUGUAUGCAGAGAGAGGAAAUGUCUCAUUGUAUCACACAGCGCCAAGCACACACAGUACCUUUGGGUUUAUAGCUGCGGAAACACGCACAGCAUUCACACCGCCAGAGAAAGAGAGAGAGAGAGAGAGAGAACCAGGACCGGAAGGAAACGAGGACCGACACACAAAGACGUAGAGACGGAGGUGAAAACGGCAGAUGAGGGUCAACGGGGCUUUCCAUUGUGUAGGAUCAGAAAAAGUAGGGAGGGAAAAGAAAUCUGCUGCCAAAGCUGGAUCUUACAUGACAGAGAGGAGCGAGUCAGAGAGAGACGCAGAGUUUCACCAGAGACGGUGGCUGGAAACCCAAAGCUUGAAUUUCUACACACAAGAGGAAGACUGUGAUCAAAUGUGCUACUGAUGGCAAACACAACCUGUGAAGAGAAUAGGAAGAAGAGUAAAGAUGGACAUUGUUGUGAUCUAUGUCCUGCAGGGAUGUUCGUAGCAGAAGAUUGUAACGCCACAGAAAACACAAAGUGUAAAUCUUGUCCCGAAGGGUUUUUCACAGAGCACCCGAACUACCUGAAGAAAUGCAUUGGCUGCAGUUCCUGCGUUGAAAAUAGUCAAAUAAAGACCAACUGCACAGAUAAGAAGAACACUGUUUGUGAGUGUGAGCCAGGUUUCUUCUCCACCCGUGAAAACUUUGAUCACUGCAAGACCUGGACUAAGUGCCCUGUGGGUGAAGGAGUCAAAAAUAAACCUACUUCUACAAAUGACACGUUCUGCGCUCCGUGUGAGGAAGGAACCUACAGCAACGUCACAGAUUUCUCCUCACCUUGUCAACCGCAUUUCAGCUGUGAGGCCUACGGACUGCAAGUGAAAACUCCAGGAACCAAAACAACGAAUGCCAUCUGUCAAGAAUGUAAAUCUCAGUGUUGCUGGAUCCUGCCGGCAUUCCUGUGGGCCGGACUUGUUCUGACUAUUUUGGGCGUGGCGGCGUUCAUCUUCUGGAGAGCAAAGCGCAGAUCCUACAGACCAGUCAAACACAGUGUUCCUGUUACCAUGGUGACGGUUGUUGCCGAACCGGUUCUCGCUCCACCAGAGCUGCUGUCUCACUGCCAAGAGAGCUGCACAGACUGCAAACCAUCCCCGUUUAACUCAGAUGAUGGUUCGAUCAUUCGCAGCAUAUCGGACAGCCUGGACAUCAGCACUCCCAUGACUCCGCUGAAGCCGUCCGUCUCUUUCAUUGAACCCGAACAAACCGGCAGCUCAAUAUACCCCAUCAGCAGCGCCUUCUGCAGGUCGUACUCGGAGCCCCAGGAGGACGAGUGGUGUGGGACAUAAAAAAAAUUUAAAUAAAAUACAAGAGUGGGACACUGACGGAGCCACUGCUGGCUCAGUGAUAUAUUUCAAGAACUGUUUGUAAACCUUGAGAAGAUUUUGCUCUCAGUAAAGUUUAGUAUGGCUGGUAGUUUGCUGCCACCUGCAGGACUUUGGUGGGAACUUCAGUUUGUGCAAAGGAAAAUUCUCCCAAGUGAAAACAGCAGAUUCUGCUUCGCAAGAGGGAUUAAAUAACAGGAAAAAAUCUGAUAAUUACAGUAAAAAAAAAAAACACUGUCUGGAAUAGACUAUCUAGAUCUUUGCCAUGGACUUUAUUGUUUUUCAAACAUUCAUCUCCAUACAAUCCCAAACAGACUGAACUGUAAUUACAUAUCAGCACUUGAUGAAAUGAGAAACAGAGGUGUGAACAUGCAUGAGGCACUAAAUGAUGUUUGUUUUACUUCUCAUAUGAUUUGUUACUGUAAUAAUAUGAUUUUGUUCAAAAGUCAGCCAAGACCCAAAGAGGCUGUGAAACAGCGAAAAAGGGAUUAAUCACAACUAAAUAUUAUGAUUAAUAGUGAGCAGUACAGAGGCUGCAUCUUGUAUGUUAAAUCUGAUGCAUUUUUUUACAGGAAUAAAUGAGAUUAAUCUUUGUUACAAAACUGCAGGAAGUAAAUUUUUCAAAUGAAUGAAAACAUCUUCCUAUUUCUGAUUAUGAAUUCUGGUGAAAACUUGGACUCAUUGACAGAUUAACAUUUUCUUCAUAUUUUCAGACAUUCUAGCCAGAUGGUUCUGUUAAACAGUUAGAAGCAGCCAAUAUCUUAUCUCUGACAAAUAUAUUUAAUGGCUUUUCAUUUCAUACAAACCCAGAUUUUGUUGGUCCUUGAAGAUGUAGCUAAUGGCUCGUCUAAGAAAGGAAGAAGUGAACUUCAAUCACCUUAAAACAAAUCCUACUUUGAAAACUUUACAGUGAACUUUACGGCUUGUGGGUCACACAUUAAGAUGUGUCACCUUUUAUUUUGAUAUUUUUGAUUUUGUAAACGUAAUGGCCGCCGUGUUUAGUGUGAAAAUAAUAAAAAUCUCAGACUGUGCUAAAAAGAAGACAGACCAGUACAUAACGAAGCAACUUUAACAAGAUAUUGACCUAAAUUAUUUUUAAAUACAAAUUAAAGAGGUUUGUUCAGAUUAUGGAAAUCAUGUUGUGAGCAAAAACAACUUCAAUUUAAAUAAUUGAAUUAAAAAUGUAGUAAAACACAAGACCUUUAUCAUUUUUAGAUCAAAUUUAUUUGCUCAGAAACAAUCUUUGCUUUUGAAGAUAAUAAACUGUAUGUAGUAAAUUACAAAAUAUAGACUUGCAAAAACUGUGUGAAGGCAAUAGUUUGGCCCCACUCACAGUCUCUUAUAGGAACAACUUGUUUCCUGCUUUUUAUUACUUGUAUGUUAGCAUUAAAGCAUAAAAACAGAUGCAAGCUGAAUUUCUGGAUUAAUAUUGAAUGAAGACGAGACUUAGCUGAGGCAGGUAACAUAUUAAAUCUUUCUAACAGAACCUUGCUUCUGAAACCUUAGACUGUUGCUUCAGCAAUUAGUCUAAUUAGCUACAAGAACAGUAAAUGAAUUUUAGCCUUUCAGGCCAUGUUUUAAAAAUAGGGAAAUGAGGAUGAACGUCUUCAUUUUACCAUUCGAUGUGUUGUCUUUGUACUGUUGCUCUGUUGAAGAGUUGAAAAAAGUAUUUAGCUUUUUUAUUUUCUUUUUUUACAACUCAAGCAGAGUAUGAUUUAUUUUUCUACGGACGUCUAGUUGAACUUGUGUUAUAUUUGUUAGAUCACUGACUUUAUUGUUCCUUGCAAUGUAGAUUUUACCAAUUUCAACCACAGAUUUUCAGUAUUUAUAUAACUCAUAAAAAGUGUACAGAUAUACUGUACAAGUACCAGACAUUAUUAAUUAUUAUUUUUAACAUAAUGUAGAUGCAGAAGCAAACCAUGACAAGUGUAAGAUUUGCUGUGCAAUACAAGAAAACAACUUGGGGAUGUUUACACAUUCUUUUUUUUUUCCGGCUCUUUACUCUCUAAAUACCAUCACACUGAACAUAUGUUCAACAGUGUUUAUACUGUCAUUAUGAUCUGGACCAGUUUUAUGAUUGUAAUAAAAGUGCUAUAGACAUGA